Protopterus annectens (West African lungfish) is the source of this 2365-nucleotide messenger RNA. Its product is annotated as elongin-A-like. The record is from RefSeq and is a predicted model, not a curated record. The coding region runs from base 32 to 2131 and encodes 699 amino acids. Gene Ontology annotation, molecular function: protein binding. Gene Ontology annotation, biological process: transcription elongation by RNA polymerase II. Gene Ontology annotation, cellular component: elongin complex; nucleus. NCBI's taxonomy places the organism in Eukaryota, Metazoa, Chordata, Ceratodontiformes, Protopteridae. The transcript has 11 exons.
UUGGUGUUCAGUGAGACCACGGUCUGCAGUAAUGGCCCAAAAUGGUCCUAACAACGUGAUUGAUAAGGUCUUAGAGAUGAAAUCUCGUCUCGGAGACUGUGAGGAUCCCAAAAAGAUUUUAAAAAUGUUGAAACGCCUACAAGAACUAAAUAUUACACUAGACAUCUUGGUGGAGACUGGAAUUGGAAAGACUGUCAAUGGCUUACGUAAACAUGAAAUAGCUGGUAGUUUAGCCAAGGUGUUGGUUAACAACUGGAAAAAACUUGUUCCUGAAGAUAAUGACAGGAGCUAUAGUAAUCAAAAUCACAAGGACUUGGACAGACAAACGUCAUCCACGAGGACUGAAGCAUCCAGAGAAAAAGCAGAUGAAAACAUAAACAAAGAGGUGAAGAAAUGUUUGGACUACAGUGAUAGAGAAAUAAUUAAAAAAUCUGAGUCCUGUAGAAGAUUUGCAGAUGAACCUGCUAAUGAUAAUAAACACACUAGUAAAUCUAAGCAUGUAAAGGAAUCCCAACACAGUAAAUCCAAGGUCUUGGAAAACAUUGCUUCUAACAGUAGCUCGUCAGCUAAUCAAGAAGGCAUUUUAAGAGCUCCUGAAAGAGAGAACAGAGAAAAGCAUAAGUCAGGAAAAGAAAUGCAUGAGGGAUGUGAUAAAGGGAGAAAGCAUGCAAAAUAUGAUGCAGAAUAUAUCAAUAAACAUGCAUCUUCCCAAAAGGGUAGAGAGUCAUCAACCCUUUUUACUCAUGAAGGUUCAAACUCAAAAAAUAAAGAUUCUGUGAGUAAGCUGAACAAACAAGAAGGUAAUGAAGGAAAAGAUGAAGAAAUAAAGGAAAAUGCUAGACACACUGCAGACAUGAAAAGCAGUAACACAGCUAGUCAUUCAAAAGUGGACCGUCCAGUAAGCAAGACUAUUAAAAAAGAAAAACAGAAACUUGGUUUCACUGAAGCUGGCAGCACAUCUGCUCCACUAAAUGAAAGUCCGAAAAAGGAAAUAAAAAAACAUGGUUACACUGAGGAAGCCAAUUUGUCCAAUGAGGAGUUUGAGCCACCAACGAUGUCUUUUGAAUCUUAUCUGAAUUAUGAUGUAAAUAGAAUUAGUAAAAAGAAAAAGAAACCACAAAAGGUGCAGAAGUCUGCCAACAAUGAAAUGGGCAAAAAACAAAGUAAAGGACUUGAAGGAGACUGUAAGAGUAGUUUACAGCACUGUGGAACUAAUCUCGGCACAGAUGAAUCCAAAGAAAAAAAUGAUACUGAAGCGUCUGCCAAAAAAUUCAAGAAAGAGUCACUGAAUGAUUUACUUAAAGUUCCACUACCUACAUUCUUACCAGAUUGUUCUGUGCCAUCAUCCUUGACUGAAGUAGACACUAAACCUGUUGCUGUUGUGCCCAACACAGAUGAUGAUAGCUUUGAGUUCACAGGACGCAGAUCGAACAGCAAGAUGCAAGUCUUCUCAGGAUCCAAGCCAAUCUUCCUUUCAAAGAUGUUGUCAUUAUACGAGCAGUGCAUCCGAGUCCUUAAAAACAACAUUGAUUUACUCUAUGAGGUGGGAGGAGUGCCGUAUGAUAUUCUAGAGCCAGUUUUGGAACACUGCACAGCAGAACAACUUUUUCGAAUAGAAGAAUGCAACCCAACCUUUGUUGAAGAGACAGAUCACUUAUGGAAGAAGCACUGUCUGAAAGACUUCAGAUCAGAACAACUUAAGGAAUAUGAAUCAUGGCGGGAAAUGUACCUGAGAGUUUUUAAAGAAAGAGAAAAUAAACUAAAAAUGGUCACCAAAAACAUUAGUUUUGCACAGUCUGCAAAACCUAAAGGACGCCAAGUUAAGCUUGCCUAUGUAAAUACGGCUGCAAAACCACCUAGGGAUGUACGUCGGAUGCAGGAACUUCAUGGAACAGCAGGACCUAUUGUCCAGCCACAUCCUUUAGAUAAACAUAAGGUGACUGCUGAAAGUAAAAGUGAAACAUCUUCCAUUGAUAGUCCACAGUCUACCAGUGGGCAUGUUAACCUUUGCUCGGGUACUGCAGCAAGCAGUGGAGGAUCAAGUCAUGAGCCAAAAAAGGGCCCGAGAAAAAUUGCACCUAUGAUGGCAAAGACAUUACGAGUCUUCAAAAACAGAGUUGGGCCAAGAUAAUGCAAACAUGUAAUUCAGGUUGUAUAACAUGACGCUGCAGAAAGUGCUGGCAUUUUCUUAUGGAAUUCUGAAUAAAUAAUUAAAUUUAUGUUAUGUUAUUAAACAAAUUAUUUAUUUUAAAGAUUGUUAUGAAAUAUCACUUCCUUCUGAAGAACAUGAAUAUCAUUAGAAUCUUUAUCAACUGCUGUCUUGUGUUUACUUGCAAGGGCAAAAUAAAGAAGCCAGUAAACUGCA